This is a messenger RNA of Oncorhynchus keta (chum salmon), 6680 nucleotides long. Its product is annotated as macrophage colony-stimulating factor 1 receptor 1-like. The transcript is spliced from 22 exons. The coding region runs from base 263 to 3220 and encodes 985 amino acids. Gene Ontology annotation, biological process: cell surface receptor protein tyrosine kinase signaling pathway; cytokine-mediated signaling pathway; multicellular organism development. Gene Ontology annotation, molecular function: cytokine binding; ATP binding; macrophage colony-stimulating factor receptor activity. Gene Ontology annotation, cellular component: signaling receptor complex; CSF1-CSF1R complex. The record is from RefSeq and is a predicted model, not a curated record. NCBI's taxonomy places the organism in Eukaryota, Metazoa, Chordata, Actinopteri, Salmoniformes, Salmonidae.
ACAGAGACACAUGGUCAUUAGUGGGGAGCGUGACACCUCUAUCUGUCUGUUUAUGCCUCUCUCUCUUUUACUGGCUUCUGGUCAGGCUAAGGGAGAUAGAGACAGAAGAGAGACAGGGUUGGAGUGACUUUACUCGCUCCCGGAUGGUGAAUCCACAGAGCUCUGUGGGAUCAGAGGCAUACCACUGAGCUGAAGAAAUCUACAGACACAAUAACAACACUCCUAGACAUACAGACACACAUAGAUUUGGAGCCGAUCCAGGAUGGAGCUGUACCUGGCCUUUCUGCUGGGGAUCCUGCCCACUGCAGCUCAAGAAUGGCGGCGUCCUGUGAUCAAGCUAAACUCAGAGGUCGUGGUUGGGUCUGAAGUAGUACUGAACCCUGGCACCCCAUUGGUCCUGAGGUGUGAGGGGGAUGGGCCAGUCAACUGGCUGACCCGGUUGUCCAAACACAAGAGCUUAAUCUCCAAGGGCAAUGGGAGAGUCAGAACCUUCAGGGUGGACCGCCCCUCUGCAGAACACACUGGGACAUAUAAAUGUGAAUAUACCAGUGUGAACGUCAAGGUUCGGGACUUGUUCUCUACGGUGCACGUGUAUGUGAAAGACCCAGACAGCCUGUUUUGGACCAGCAGCGCGUCCCUGCGUGUGGUGAGGAAGGAGGGUGAGGACCACCUGCUCCCCUGCCUGCUGACCGACCCAGAGGCCACAGACUUGGGGCUCCGCAUGGACAACUGUACCUCCGUGCCCCCAGGGAUGAACUACACAGCAGACCCCCGCAGAGGCAUUCUCAUCCGCAACCUCCACCCCAGCUACAAUGCUGACUAUGUCUGCAGCGCCAAACUCCACGGGGUGGAGAGGACUUCCAAGACUUUCAACCUCAACAUCAUCCAAAGGCUGCGUUUCCCACCUUAUGUAUUCCUGGAAAAGGAUGAGUAUGUUCAUAUCGUGGGCGAGAAGCUGAGCAUCCACUGCACCACACACAACCCCAACUUCAACUAUAAUGUCACGUGGAAUUACAGCUCCAAAAAGAGAUUUACAAUAGAGCAGAAAGUCCAAUCAGUAGACAGUAACCGUCUGGACAUUGAAAGCAUCCUGACCAUCCCUGUAGUGGACCAGUCAGACACAGGCAACAUUACCUGCAUCGGCACCAACGAGGCUGGAGUCAACAAAUCUACCACCUCCCUGAUGGUUGUAGAGGAGGCCUACAUCCGUCUUUCUCCCCAGCUGUCCUCCAAGCUGGCUCACCAGGGCCUGUCCAUUGACGUGAACGAGGGGGAAGACCUGAAACUCAGUGUCCUGAUCGAGGCGUACCCUCAGAUCAUAGGCCAGCACUGGGACACCCCUACAGCCUCCUCCACGCAGGAACAAACCUUUACACGCUAUAACAACAGGUAUUCCGCUACCCUGCUGCUCAAGAGGAUGAUUGCACAGGAGCAGGGCCAGUACACCUUCUAUGCCAAUAGUUCCAUGGCCAACGCAUCCAUUACAUUCCAAAUCCAAAUGUAUCAGAGGCCGGUUGCCAUGGUGAGAUGGGAGAACAUCACCACCCUCACGUGCACGUCGUUCGGUUACCCUGCUCCCAUAAUCCUCUGGUACCAGUGCUCUGGAAUCCGAACCACGUGCAAUGAGAACGCAACAGGUCUCCAGAUGCCUGCUCCUCUCUUGGCCCAAACAGUCGAGGUCCAGAGGGAGGAGUAUGGAGCGGUCGAGGUCCAGAGCGUCCUGACAGUGGAACCGUCCAGCCAUAGGAUGACCGUGGAGUGUGUCGCCUUCAACCUGGUCGGAGUCGGUAAAGACACCUUCGCCAUGGACGUUUCCAAUAUAAUGUUCACCUCCACUCUAUUGGGAGCAGCUGGUUUGCUGGCCCUUCUCCUCCUGCUACUCAUGGUCCUGCUCUACAAGUACAAACAGAAACCGAGAUAUGAGAUCCGGUGGAAGAUCAUCCAGGCCAGUGAAGGAAACAACUACACCUUUAUCGACCCAACUCAGAUGCCGUACAAUGAGAAGUGGGAGUUUCCCCGGGACAAGCUCAAGCUCGGAAAGAUCCUAGGAGCCGGGGCCUUUGGGAAGGUGGUGGAGGCCACAGCCUAUGGUCUGGGGGAGGACGACAAUGCGAUGCGAGUGGCUGUAAAGAUGCUCAAAGCCAGGGCCCACUCAGAUGAGAGAGAGGCUUUGAUGUCAGAACUGAAGAUUCUGAGUCACCUGGGACAGCACAAGAACAUUGUCAACCUCCUGGGAGCCUGCACUCAGGCGGGACCUGUACUGGUGAUCACUGAGUACUGUAGUCAUGGCGACCUUCUGAACUUCCUGCGACACAAGCAGGAGACCUUCCUGAACUUUGUCAUGAACAUACCAGCGGUACCAGAGGAGACCAGUGACUACAAGAACCUCUGUGAGGGGAAACAGUUCAUCAGAAGUGAUAGUGGGAUAUCCAGUGUGUGUUCUGACAGCUACCUGGAGAUGAGGCCUGGUCCCCAGCCUGUCAACUCCUCUCUGGACUCUGUGUGUGAGGAUGGUGGGCCGGACUCGUGGCCGUUGGACAUGGAGGACCUGCUGAGAUUCUCCUACCAGGUGGCUCAGGGCCUGGACUUCCUUGCAGCCAAGAACUGUAUCCACCGGGACGUUGCAGCUCGGAACGUCCUCCUGACAGACCUCCGUGUGGCUAAGAUCUGUGACUUCGGCCUGGCACGUGACAUCAUGAAUGACUCCAACUAUGUGGUGAAGGGCAAUGCGCGUCUGCCAGUGAAGUGGAUGGCUCCAGAGAGUAUCUUUGACUGUCUCUACACUGGCCAGAGUGACGUCUGGUCCUAUGGGAUCCUGCUAUGGGAGAUCUUCUCUCUAGGAAAAAGCCCCUACCCCAGUAUCCUGGUGGAUACUAAAUUCUACAACAUGAUCAAGUGUGGUUAUCAGAUGUCUCGACCAGACUUCGCACCUCCAGAGAUGUAUACAAUCAUGAAAAUGUGCUGGAAUCUGGAGCCAACAGAGCGACCGACCUUCAGCAAGAUCAGCCAGCUGAUUGAGAGAUUACUGGGUGAGGAGCCAGAACGUCCAGAUCAGCAGCACCAGAACAUCCAGCUGCAGCAGGACAUGACGGUCGAGGAGUUGGAGCCGUGUGAUGAUAAUGAUGAGCCUAAGUGUUGUGACGGCUCCUGUGACCAGUCGUGUGAGCACGAAGAGGAGGAGCAACCACUGGUGAAAACCAAUAGCUAUCAGUUCUGCUGAAAGCAUAAUUCUAUUUCUAUGUCUGACAGCUCCGACAUCAUCAAACUGUCCACAUUCUGAUCUGGAAUUCAUCCACUUUCUAUCUUCUCCUGCUCACUGUAGAAUCAUUCUGGGAGCACAGAGCCAAAGAAAUGGAAUUGUGAUAUUUUGUUAAAGCAUUGAAAAUCAGUUUUUAGGCCUGUUUUACACUGUAUACAGACAGGAAGUCGUGUGGCUUGUUAUAUCCCAUGACAAGUUUUGGAAAAACAACGGCGAGAAUGAAUCUAAUCACAGAUAGUGCCUUAGUUGUGUAAUUAAUAUAUAUAAUGCCUUAUUUUACAUGAAUUACUCUUCUUUGUUGUAUGUUUUGGAGAUGAUCUUUUAAAUCUAUGCACCAAAGAUGCAUCUACCCUGACAGAACAGAUUGUGUUGCUCACAGCUUUUUGUAGGCUAUUUGUACUUUUAAUGUACAUUAUAUUCUUCUGUAGCCACUAUGGUGAGGGUUAAUCUAUUAUUUGAGGGAAAUGGGAACGAAUGCUGGUGGUGUUUGAAUUGACAUUUGUCAGCGGGUUCACUUUCACAUUGUAGGACUACCUUUUUCAACAUGCUAUGCAGCAGCAAGACAGUAGCAAACAAUGCAAUUGUAUCAUUUGUGCUACAGUAUAUUUGAGCAGGUUUUAUAUUUGUAUGAUGGCUUAGUUUGAUGCUGGACGUAAUAACAUGAGAUGCAAUCUAACUGGGGACCACAUUCCAUGUAUUGUCUUUCAGCAUAGACAUGCUGCAUGAAAUGCAUUGAAAUGGAUAUUGAGAUGCUAUUUACAUCAAUGAAAGCAUGUGUAUUGUUUAAAAAAAAAUCUCUAGCCAUAGUUGUUUUGUAUGACAGUCACAAUAUGACAGAAUCACGCAGCUGUCUAAAUGGCACAAGAUUUUAGUUGUGCCGUUAACCAAUAUUACUUCAGACUCAGCCAGUCGACAUAUAGCCUAUAUGCUAUAUGCUACAGUAGGGAAUGAAAGGCAGAUACAACUGUAUAAGGAAAUGUGUGGAUCACAGUAUUGACAACACAAAGGCUUUGUUUUUGAUUGAUUCAAUCGAUUCUUUAUUUCUGUAACACUCAGUAGUUUGAUGUUCAUUCAUUCGUCACUUCAUCAUUUUUGGGGGGUCAAUUAUGCUGUAAAAAUGUUGAUUCCUUGUAUUGAAUGUAGAAUUCAGCUAAUACUGCCUACUGUAAUUAUGAUGAUUGCAGAUACAAGCUCUACGUCAAAGUGAAAAGCUAUAUGUCAGCUGUAAAUCCAAAUUGUUGUAAGACAUUUACUCGGAUUGUCAGCAGCUAUUCUGAAUACUGAGUUGAAAGGAGAGAAAACUAUGAGCUUUUUAUUAAAGGGAAAUUUUAAAAAUGUUCAAUUGCAUAUUCAUCAUCUCCAGCACCACCCCAACAUCAACAUGUGAAAAUGGCGCAUUUCUAUGUUUAUUUGUAAAAAAGAUAAAGAUAACUAUUUCCAAUGACAUCAUUGGUGUGUGUGGCUGAUGUGAAAUGGCUAGCUAGUUAGCGGUGGUGCGCGCUAAUAGUGUUUCAGUCGGUGACGUCACUGCGAUGGGUAACAAUGCUUCGUGAGUGACUGUGGUUGAUGUGUGCAGAGGGUCCCUGGUUUGAGCCCAGGUUGGGGCGAGGAGAGGGACGGAAGCUAUACUGUUACAUUGAUGCUGUUGAUCUGGAUCACUGCUUGCUUCGAAAAAGGAUGAGGUCAAAAGGGGGGGUGAUUGUGGCUGAUGUGAAAUGGCUAGCUAGUUAGCGGUGGUGCGCGCUAAUAGUGUUUCAGUCGGUGACGUUACUCGCUCUGAGACCUAGAAGUAGUUGUUCCCCUUGCUCUGCAAGGGCCGUGGCUUUUGUGGCACGAUGCUUCAUGGUUGAUGUGUGCAGAGGGUCCAUGGUUCGAGCCCAGGUUGGGGCGAGGAGAGGGACGGAAGCUAUACUGUUACAUGUGCAUAAUGUGAUUUUAAGCAUUUAUGAGUAGGCAUUGUCUUCUAAUUGCUUGAUGAUGUCAUUGGAAACAGGCUGCCGUUACACGAUGAAACUUUCACGCAAUUUGAGUUGCUUCUUCAUUGCUUCGUGAAAUAAUAAGCAACUCAUCUGCAACUUGGUUGCAAGCAACAGCCAAUCAAAACAAACACUUUUGUCACAUUAUUCAUUCGAAGGUUAGGAAUUCUGACCCAGUUGUCAUGUCAACACAGCUGUCAGUGCUGUGCAGCACCAUCAGUGGUCAAGGUUGACAGAACAGAGAGUAGCACAACAAGAGAUCAUAUACAAAUGAUUGUACAUGGUUUAGCAGUCAAAUUAUAUUUUGAACUGAAAAAUGUCCACUAUGAUCUGUGCUAGCUAGCUGUGUUGGUGUUAGCAAUGUCAUUUUGGCUAGCUAACAAGCUAAAUUGUACAUAAUGCAUAUCUUCUAUAUCCUUGCUGUUACAAUAACCAAAUGGUUGGAUAAACAAUCAUUUGUGAAACCACAAUGUAAUGCAGCAGAAGACAUGGGGAGAUUCUCAAACAAGCAGCUUCAAUUUGAUUGGCUGUUGCAUGCAAUUUUAAUCACGUUUGAGUAGCAUGUAACAGCAAAGUUGCUUGAGAUGAUGUCACUUGCAACCUGCAACUGUAGCGAAAAUGUCGUGGAAGUUGCUUCAUGUAAGUCCAGCCUUAUCUUCCACUAUCUUUUUUACUACAAAAUAUAGAAAUGCACAAUUUUCACAUAUGUUGAUGUUGUGGUGGUGCUGGAGAUGAUGAAUAUGAAGUGAAACAUUUUUAAAUGUCCCUUUAACUGUAUGUAUGAUAUCCAUUGAGUAUACCAAAACAUUAAGAACACCUGCUCUUUCCAUGACAGACUGACCAGGUGAAAGCCAUGAUCCCUUAUUGAUGUCACUUGUUAAAUCCACUUCAAAUCAGUAUAGAUGAAUGGGGAGGAAGGUUAAAGAAGGAUUUUUAAGCAUUGAGACAAUUGAAACAUGGAUUAUGUACCAUUCAGAGGGUGAUUGUGCAAGACAAACAUGUAAUUGCCUUUGAACGGGGUAUGUUAGUAGGUGCCAGGUGCACCGGUUUGUGUCAAGAAUUGCAAUGCUGCUGAGUUUCAUGCUCAACAGUUUCCCAUGUGUAUCAAGAACGGUCCACCACCCAAAGGACAUCCAGCCAACUUGACACAACUGUAGGAAGCAUUGGAGUUAACAUGGGCCAGCGUCCCUGUGAAACGCUUUCGACACCUUGUAGAGGUGGGGGUGCAACUCAAUGUUAGAACGGUGUUCCUAAGGUUUGGGAUACUCAGUGUAAUGUAAAUGUUAUUUUUACUUUACUGCUUGAAGGCAAAGGACAAAUAAUUUGUGGGUUAUCCUUUUAGCUUAUGCUAACCAAAUCACAGUAUGGUUUCUGCAAGGACAGUAAUUACAUUUACAGACAAUGUGUCGAAAACUCUGAAACUUGAAUAAAUAUAUUUUUCUGGC